GAUGGCGCCCGGGCCCCGGAGAAGUCGCGUUAAGCGAGGCCUGCUGCCGCGCCGCUGCUGAGACGAGCCCGCCAAACUCCCCUCCCCCCCGCCUCCUCCGUCCUCGACCCCCCGCACCUCGCCCCUUCCCCACCCCCCGCCUCCGUCUCGGUCCCCGGCGCCGCUCCGGACCACUAUGACCAUGAGAUCCGCCGUGUUCAAGGCGGCCGCGGCCCCUGCCGGCGGCAACCCCGAGCAGCGACUGGACUACGAACGGGCUGCGGCGCUGGGUGGGCCCGAGGACGAGUCCGGGGCGGCCGAAGCGCACUUCCUCCCCCGGCACCGUAAGCUCAAGGAGCCGGGGCCCCCGUUGGCUUCUUCCCAGGCCGGGAGUCCCGCGCCUUCCCCGGCUGGCUGCGGCGGCAAGGGCCGGGGUUUGUUGCUCCCGGCCGGCGCGGCCCCCGGGCAGCAGGAAGAGAGCUGGGGCGGUUCGGUGCCCUUGCCCUGCCCGCCCCCAGCCACCAAGCAAGCCGGCAUUGGCGGCGAGCCAGCCGCGGCCGGAGCCGGCUGCAGCCCCCGACCCAAGUAUCAGGCGGUGCUGCCCAUUCAGACGGGUUCUCUCGUGGCGGCGGCCAAAGAGCCUACGCCCUGGGCUGGGGACAAGGGUGGGGCGGCUCCCCCGGCUGCCACCGCCUCGGACCCGGCGGGACCCCCACCACUACCUCUGCCCGGGCCGACACCCCUCGCGCCCACCGCCACCGCCGGGACCCUGGCGGCCAGCGAGGGCAGAUGGAAGAGUAUGAGGAAGAGUUCUCUCGGGGGUGGCGGCGGCUCUGGAGCCUCCAGUCAGGCCGCCUGCCUCAAACAGAUCCUUCUGCUGCAAUUGGACCUCAUCGAACAGCAGCAGCAGCAGUUGCAGGCCAAGGAAAAGGAGAUCGAGGAGCUGAAGGCCGAGAGAGACACGCUUCUGGCUCGGAUUGAACGUAUGGAAAGGCGGAUGCAGCUGGUAAAGAAGGAUAACGAGAAAGAAAGGCACAAGCUGUUUCAGGGCUAUGAAACUGAAGAGAGAGAGGAAACAGAGCUGUCUGAGAAAAUUAAACUGGAUUGCCAGCCGGAGCUUUCUGAAACAUCCCAGACUCUGACUCCCAAGCCUUUCUCAUGUGGGCGGAGUGGAAAGGGACACAAAAGGAAAACCUCAUUUGGAAAUGCAGAAAGAAAGACUCCUGUUAAAAAGCUGGCUCCUGAAUUUUCAAAAGUCAAAACAAAAACUCCUAAGCACUCUCCCAUUAAAGAGGAACCCUGUGGUUCCUUAUCUGAAACUGUUUGUAAACGUGAAUUGAGGAGCCAAGAAACCCCAGAAAAGCCCCGGUCUUCAGUGGACACCCCACCAAGACUCUCUACUCCCCAAAAGGGACCCAGCGCCCAUCCCAAGGAGAAAGCCUUCUCAAGUGAGAUAGAAGAUUUGCCGUACCUUUCCACCACAGAAAUGUAUUUGUGUCGUUGGCACCAGCCUCCCCCAUCACCGUUACCAUUACGGGAAUCCUCUCCAAAGAAGGAGGAGACUGUAGCAAGGUGUCUGAUGCCAUCAAGUGUUGCAGGAGAAACUUCAGUCUUGGCUGUUCCUUCUUGGAGGGACCAUUCAGUAGAGCCUCUAAGGGACCCAAAUCCUUCAGACCUUUUGGAGAACCUGGAUGACAGUGUGUUUUCAAAGAGGCAUGCAAAACUGGAGCUGGAUGAGAAGAGAAGGAAAAGAUGGGAUAUUCAGAGGAUCAGGGAACAAAGAAUUUUACAACGACUGCAGCUCAGAAUGUAUAAAAAGAAAGGAAUUCAGGAAUCUGAGCCUGAAGUUACCUCAUUUUUCCCUGAGCCAGAUGAUGUUGAGAGUUUGAUGAUUACCCCCUUCUUGCCUGUUGUAGCAUUUGGACGACCACUACCAAAAUUAACGCCCCAGAAUUUUGAGCUUCCCUGGUUGGAUGAGCGAAGCCGAUGCAGGUUGGAGAUCCAGAAGAAGCAGACACCUCACCGGACGUGUAGGAAAUAGCUGUGCUGGCAAGAACCCUGUCUUCAGAUAGUUGUAGCAUGUCAUUCCCAGAGAAUGGCAGAGACCUGUAUAUGUGACCUAUGUCCUCAUGUUGUUAUCAUUUGCUGGUAAUGCCCUUCUAUACUCACUCAAUUUUCGUUUUGUUGUUUUCUUCACUGAUUUCACAAAAACUCUUUCAUUGGGCUAAUUGUGAAUUAUGGAGACUUACUGAGAUUUCUUUUUCCUUUUGUGGAAAUGAACUUUUCAGCUAAACCUAUAGGAUUUGGGAGUUUCAGGGGUCACAUCUAUGCAUUUGCCUGUGCUAAAGGGGUACAAGGGUUCUCUUCAUUAGACAGUGGAAGGUGAAGCAACCCGGCCUCUAGGAGCUGUGCCUGCCUGGCACUCUCCUUUCCCUGGUAUAUCCUCUCAAUAGUUUGGGUGUAGUGGUUUUGACCUUGAAAAGAAAAAUCAUCACCAUAAACUUUAGGGCCACUUGAGAAAUAACAAGUGAAGGGAUGAAGCAAAUCAUCUUCACAGUGGGAAGAACUUGGCAUUGGUAAAUAAGCCCACAAAGAUAGUUCCUUUAAAACUAUUCUGUGGUAUAGCCAUAUGGGAAGGGACAUGCAGCAGAUUAUCUUCUUCUUAGUUAAUGAGUAACUUUAGUUCUUUCCCCCACCUCUCAAAAAAUGAAAUCUUUGGAAAAAUAAAAUGGGAAUGUUAUGUUAGUUUCAGACAAGUUACAGUGCUAAACAGAAGCAGUUGUCAUUUGGGGAUGGCAUGCCAGAAUCUGUAUAGAUGUCCUUGUGUCACAUUGCUUCUCAAAUAUUCCUUCGUUGGGCUUUACCCUAUUAGCUGAGCUCUUGGUGGUGGGGUAGAAAUUUUGGGAGGGUGGGGGGAGGGUGUGGAAAUAUGUGCUUCCUUUGGCUGGCAAAUGUCUACAUCUUGAAACAAACAGAUGUACCUAAUGAGCUUCUCCAUUCAUUUUGUAAAAAUAGAUUUGUAUGUGUACCAUCUUGGUUCCCAUCCUCUGCCCAUGUUUUGUUAUUUAAAAAAAAAAAAAAAUCAGGACAACACUCCCAGGCCACUUUGGUCUCAGUGUAAGAUCCUUAACUAUCUGGAAGGAAAAGGAAAAUAGAGCUGAGUCCUCUGGUUUUAAAUAUAUAGGAAUUGCCUUUCAUUAGUCUUCAGGACUAUUGUGUGAAAACAAGUAGGGGUCUAAUCUCCUAGAAGAUAGGGGCUUUUAUCCUUGAAGAGAAUAUGUCCCUGGAUUAUUAGCACUUUUAGAGGAGAAGCCAAGGUAUGUAGGGUGUGUGGCUGGCCCAUCAGUGGAGCAGGAAAGAAUGGGAAACCAUUGUGGGGAGAGAAGAAAAGUUCCUCAGGGGCCUCCCACUGCUAAAGCUUUUUGUGAGAUGUUAUCUGUGCUCCCUGGGUUUGACUUUGAAAGGAAUUACUCCGGCAGUACAUGUAGUAUUCUUGGAUGAUCUUGCUGCUCUUAUUUCUGUGUGUGUAUGAGUGAGUAUGUGUGUUUAUGAGUGAGUGUGUGUCUAUGGGUUUUCAUUUGUAACUCCAUCUGCCUAGGAGAGUGCACUCUCUAUAAGGGAAUCUGCUGUAAAUUUCACUGCAGCAAGGAUAUAGAGAGAAAAGAGUACUUUUUCCACUAGGGGUUCUUAUCUCACACCGUAUGUAUAAGGAAAUUUCUAGAAAAAUUGGGCCAGAUUUUGUUUUCCAUUAUUUUAAUGUGGCAAGCAGUUUAGUGUUUCCCCCCUUUGACCUGUUACUGUUUCUUUAUAAUGUGCCCCCAGCCCAAUAACACCCCAUCUGUUUGUCACUUUCUUUGUUCCUUGAUCCCUCUCAGUUUCUUCUUGAUAUCGGUUAGCAAGUUUAACCUUUUAUAGUUAUGCCCUACACAGGGGCAUCCUCAGAUCUUGUUUUCACUAGGCUGAGAGGAAUCUAUGAGGUGCUAUCUGGCCAGAUUUAUGUGGUUCUAUUUCCUUGGUUCUCUCUUUCCCAGAAGACUUCUAAUUUUUUGUCCCCUCUUCUAGAUUUCCUUUGAUUUGGAGAUAUUGAAGUGUGUUGAGAAAGAGGUUGGAACAAAAUUCUAAGAGUGAAAUUACAGUGUGUUAGAGUGUGGGGGAAAAUCAGUCUUUUUCCUUACAUGGGAUACAACACUGUGAAAUUCAGUCUUCAGUCGUUGGCCCCGCAGUUCUCCUAAAACAUAGUUCCUUGUUUCUUUAACAAUGUUUAAGCUAGUGUUAAUAAAUUAAAAGCAAAAUUGCUUAUCUGUCACCUCAGCGUUGUUUUAUGCCCAUUUCAUAUUGUUGUCUGUGUUGUAAUUCAUACUUUUGAUACCAUUUCUGAUGUGUAAAAUUGGUUGUCUUGUAAAUAUCUUAUAAAGAGUUCAAUUGUAAAUAAACUAUUGUGGCUGUUAA
This is a messenger RNA of Jaculus jaculus (lesser Egyptian jerboa), 4428 nucleotides long. It is a transcript of the gene Msl1, whose product is annotated as MSL complex subunit 1. NCBI's taxonomy places the organism in Eukaryota, Metazoa, Chordata, Mammalia, Rodentia, Dipodidae. The record is from RefSeq and is a predicted model, not a curated record. The coding region runs from base 176 to 2020 and encodes 614 amino acids. The transcript is spliced from 9 exons. Gene Ontology annotation, cellular component: MSL complex.